Molecule: messenger RNA, 564 nt
Organism: Botrytis byssoidea
Lineage: Eukaryota; Fungi; Ascomycota; Leotiomycetes; Helotiales; Sclerotiniaceae
Exons: 3
Coding region: 1-564 (187 amino acids)
Source: RefSeq, a predicted model, not a curated record
AUGCAAGCUGCACGCCACGAGACAAUUUCUUGGGAAGAGAUGGCUUUAGAGCUAAUUGAUCAUCAUCAACAAACCAAUUUCUCAGAUAUUGGCCUGUCACCUUACCCUGUCAUGGGUGGGUAUCUCGGAACCACGGGAUCGGAGAUAUCAUUCGGUUUCCUGAACAGUGCGGCUACAAUAUACCCCAAUGUCGAAUUCUACAACCUUUCGGUCCCAGACUUCUCAAUCGAAGAAUUCGUUGAAAAUGGAGAUUCUACAGGCACGAACAUGAAUGCUGUCGAACUGAAUUUCUUCAAUGAAUUACCAAGCAUUGAAUAUACUGAUAUCAUCAACCCCAAUCGCCUGACCCCCAACUAUCCGGCCUCCAUGCUUGGCCCUGCUCCAUACCCACCGGCCUUCAUUAACCCAGACAGUGCUUUCUACUUGCUUGCCCAAGUACCUGUUCAACAGCCCGUUCUUCAAUCCAGACAACAAGCCCCCCCCACGCACUACCUACCCGGCUGUGGAAGGACUUACAGUAGAAGUGACAAGGUUUUGGAGCAUCGAAGAAAGGCAGGGCAUUAG